Molecule: messenger RNA, 1042 nt
Organism: Punica granatum (pomegranate)
Lineage: Eukaryota; Viridiplantae; Streptophyta; Magnoliopsida; Myrtales; Lythraceae
Source: RefSeq, a predicted model, not a curated record
UGGUUGGUGGUCAAUAAAUCCUUCCACAGACACAGCCAGAGCCAGAGCCAGAGCCAGAGCCAGUCUUAUAAAAUCCUCACUCUCUACCUCUCUCUCUCGCUCUCUCUCUCUCUCUCUCUCUUUUUGUAAGAGCUUGUCUGAGCUGAUCAAUCUGCUUUGGCAGUCUCCAUAUAUGCACACACAGACAUAUAUACAUACACAGAGAGAGAUCUAGUCUGGUGUGUCGUCGAACGUCAUGGCAGGUUCGAUGUUCGGGGGAGGAAGAGAAAGAGCGGGUAUGGUGGGAGCUGUGGUGGUGCUGGCGGUGGCUCUGGGGUUGCUGCCGGCGUUGACGGAAGCGGCGGUGUACAAAGUUGGGGACGCCGCCGGGUGGACGACCAUCGGCAACGUCAACUACAAGCAGUGGGCUGCCCUCAAGAACUUCCAAGUUGGUGAUGUCAUCAUCUUCCAGUACAACCCCCAGUUCCACAACGUGAUGCAAGUGACGCACGCUGAGUACAAGGCGUGCAACACCACAUCCCCGAAGGCGACCUACACCACGGGCAAUGACUCGAUCACCAUCACCACCCGCGGCCACCACCACUUCUUCUGCGGGGUCCCAGGCCACUGCCAGGUUGGGCAGAAGGUCGACAUUAACGUGCCUCGGAUCCGAGCGUCUUCUGCCGGCCCUAUGGGGGCUCCUGCCCCUUCCUCCGGGGCAACAGACUCCUCGACCGUUCCAGCAUCCGGGGUGCCGGGUCCCUCUCCGAACUCAGGAUCCGCUCUUAUUAGUGCUUUUGGGGCCGGUUCUUGUUAUAACCUAGGAAUGACGAUCGUGCUUGUCCUUGCGUUUUACAGUUCUAUUUUCGUCUAAAGCGAGUUGAGUUUCGUACAUGUGAUUUUGGUGGCUUUUGGCAUGCUCGUGAUCAUAUGAUAAUGUCGGUAUAGCAAAGUUACAAUGUACUUAGAAAUUUCUUGUGUUUGGCCAAUACAGUCUUGUUUUGAGUCCUUGACUAGAAUAAUAAUCGAUGUCAUGCCAGUGGGUCGGUCCAUCUUCGUUUUA